This is a messenger RNA of Trichophyton rubrum CBS 118892, 1965 nucleotides long. RefSeq lists its product as uncharacterized. The transcript has a single exon. Bases 135 to 1076 code for a protein of 313 amino acids. NCBI's taxonomy places the organism in Eukaryota, Fungi, Ascomycota, Eurotiomycetes, Onygenales, Arthrodermataceae. The record is from RefSeq and is a predicted model, not a curated record. Gene Ontology annotation, cellular component: membrane.
CCUAUACCCUCUCAGCGGCGGGUCAUAUCUGGCAGUGUUUGUGAGUAAAAUCCGAUUAUACGUGGUAUGAUUGUAUAGCUCACAGGUAUGAGUAGGCAAUAUAAUUCGUGGAAGCUUGUCGGGCUUCACCCCUUAUGCGCAGUUAUGUUUACGGUGGGCUAUUCCAUAAGAGAAUAUGGCUCCUUCAACUAUAUAUACACAGGAGACAUGACAACCCUCAUUAUCUUCAUCCUUGGACAGGUCUUUAUAUAUAUCUGCCCGUCAGUGCUCUGCAGAUCGGUGGUAGCAAGUAUUCAUAUUAUGUAAGAGCUAACCAAAUAACUAGUCCACUUCUCGAACUUGCCAAUUACCAUGUCCUCGGGAGAGUCCUCUACUAUAUCCCUCAUCUUGCGCCAUUUCCUCCGGGUAAGGUUCUGCCCACGUUCGGGCUAAUAAUGCUGAUCGUUGGGACUUUAAAUACGCUAGGUGUUGCACUUAGCUCAAACCCAUCGGCAGAUUCGAGCCAGCAACACCUUGGGAGCAGCUUAACCAUCGCAGCUUUAUCCCUUCAGUUUGCAGUCAUAUUGACGUUUCUCACACUCUCAAUUAUUUUGCAUCGCCGCUGUGCCAAUGCCCAGAUACGUUCCGUAUACUAUCGCCCUAUUAUCACCAUGUUAAUUACACUGUAUGUGAGCAUGGUCUUGAUCCUCAUUCGCUGCAUCUACCGCCUGAUAGAGCAUCUGGGAAACACAGCUGUGGACCUGGAGGAUAUAGAGAAACUCAAAGAUUUGAGCCCUAUCCUACGUCAUGAAUACUACUUCUAUAUUUUUGAAGCCUCCCUCAUGCUGGUCAACUCUGUCUUGUGGAACAUAUGGAACCCUUCCCGCUUUUUACCUUCCAACAACCUCAUUCAUGUUGCGAAAGAUGGUAACGGGGAAACUAUUGCUGAUCAGGGGAAGGAUGAUCGGUCCUUGUUAGCAAAAGUUGGCCCUAUCUUGACAUUUGGUGUAUUCUUUGGCGGGAAGACAGCAAGCCAGCCCCAGGAUGAUCGUGCUGCAUAUGAGAUGCUGCCGGGAUUGCGAAGCGGACAAAACUAGUAGUUAACUAGUCAACCGCACUUGACGUACACUCUUAUUUAACUAUACGAGUGUGGCAGCAAACGUGAAAAUUAUUUCCUUUGUGUGUUUAUAUAUGCUCGUGACAGCCGCCAGUGUUUAUUAACUAGUUAGUUAGUUUUACCAAAGCCCAACGACCGACAACUCAAAGCACUGCUUGUCGUUAAUGACAGCAACAUACCAGUAGGUUAAUUAUGGGUUUCUUCUAUCGCCAAUACGAAGACAGAAUAAUGCAGGAAAUGACACCCUUAUACCGACUGUUCAUUAGCCGUUACUCUCGACAGGCAUCAAUAGGCACUCUGAGCGGACUCGGGACUGGGCUGUCAUAACUAGCUGCUGGUUGGAGAAUGCCUAACACGAAUAUUGACAAGGCCUCUCGUACAACCAACAUCUGGGACAUGCAGCCUCGGAUUCCAACUGGCUGUUUGUCCGCAGAUUCCGCGGCAUUUUGUUGGAUAAAAGACGUCAGUGCAAUGGGUGCCGCAGGCAGGCUGGCUGGUCGCUGGCCAGGGUACCGAGUACACCAUCCAAGGCUGCCACCGUCCCACCGCUGGGCCAAAACAUAGGGAAGUGGCAUGUAGGAGCCAUCAAUCGGAUGUCUGUGACUUGGAAACAGUUGGAUGGUCAACUCAUUAGCUGCCUGCUUGUGUUUUAUAAAGAGGUACCCACGGCGGAAGCAAAGCUGGUUAUGUAACUAUCCGCAGGCCAUCAAGCGAGAUGCGGAACUUGUACAUGACCAUGUCAUACCAGGAUGCCCUUCAUAUAUGGACAGAUUAGGGCAGUCGAGAAGCUGGAAAUGCCUGCUGUCAUAGGUGGCGUGCCCAAGCACAUUCGGUCGAGUCAGGGGGCGCAAGAGGACCUGAAGGCCGGG